Tilletiaria anomala UBC 951 is the source of this 976-nucleotide messenger RNA. RefSeq lists its product as uncharacterized. The coding region runs from base 251 to 571 and encodes 106 amino acids. The transcript has a single exon. Lineage: Eukaryota; Fungi; Basidiomycota; Exobasidiomycetes; Georgefischeriales; Tilletiariaceae. The record is from RefSeq and is a predicted model, not a curated record.
CUCUCACUUGAUCAACCCCCAACCUCCCCAUCCCCAUAUCUAAACCAGAUCCCUUUCCAUCUAACCCAUCACAAGUUCCCUCCCCAGUAUCCGUCCUAUAUUUUCGUCCCAACUGCCACCCCCAGGUGCAAUACCUUCUCUUCUCUAUUCCCUCUCGCCAUGCAUAUUCUAUUCCAUUCUAUUUUAGUCUAUUCUAUUCUAUGCUAUUCUAGUAGCAAUCUAUUCUGGUAGCGUUCGAUUUCUCUACCCUAUGCCCAUUAUUUCCCAUCUCUGCUUUUCUUUCUUACUCCACACUCUACUCAUCUCACUCCCCACACAUCAACCACUUCCAUACACCCUCCCUCAGAUACCCCAGAACGUCCAACCAGCCCAUGUCCCAGUCCUCAAUUUCCUCCUUCAACAAUACUGCCCUCUUCUCCCAAAGCCGUAUCCAGUCACCACCCACCCAGCACCUUACCAGUCAUUCCUAGCACUCCCCCUUCUCUCCCUCCUUGGCCUCCAAUACAUCCCAUCCCUACUUUCCCUUCCUACCUCUCCUAUAUUCUCCCAUACCUUCAUCCAAAGAACCUAACAAUCUCAAUAUACAUUCAUCAUCUCAGCAGUUUAUCCCCGUCUGACAGCAACGAUCAUCUUCCCCUCUACACUUUCUUUCCAUCUCUAUAAGCUAAUUUUCUACUAACUAACACCAACCUCUCGCCCACAGCUUUGCAUUGGCCAUGUUCAGCUCAAAAUUUAAACUCCUCAACCCUCCAAAUACCCAGUUUCAUUCGGUUAAUCGUCCCUCCGCUAUUCUCCUCAUACCCUGCGCAAGUAGGUGCCUAGAACGUGAGGUGAAGCGUAGAAACAUGGGUUCGUCCAUGAGUCGAAACGACCAAACACCUAUCCUCACAAGCCCCACCUUUCCUGUCGUAGACUUGUUCCCUAAGUUGGGCCCAUCCAAUAUACCAAAAGUCUCCAAGAAAUGCUUCUUCCCGAU